CAUUAACAAUAAAAAAUUCAAAAAAUUAGGGGGGGAAGAGAGGGGUAUAUAAGAAUGAGUCCAAUAAUUUAAAAAUUUGGGAACAUCUCCGACAGCAUGGAAACCUGUUGGUUCCUCACACUCUUUUGCACUCUCUGCGUUUCCUUCUUCCUCAAACCUCUUUUCACGUUCAUCUUCUCCGGCAACUCCAAGAAACUCCCGCCGGGACCUUUCCUACCAUCUCUAAUCGGAUACAUCCCAUGGCGGAGACGACCCAUCCGGCUCGAACUCAUUCUCCGGGACCUCAGAUCCAAGUACGGCCCAAUCUUCACUCUCCGAGUCGGCUCCGUCCCGUCCAUAUUCAUCUCCGGCCACUCUCUCGCGCACCAAGCUCUCAUCCAGAACGGCUCCGUCUUCUCCGACCGCCCGAUCCCGCCGCCUGUGACUAGGCUCCUCAAUAGCAACCACCGCAACAUCAGCUCCGCCGCCUACGGCCCUACCUGGCGCCUCCUCCGUCGCAAUCUCACCUCGGAGAUUCUCCACCCUUCUCGGGUCAGAUCCUAUUCGAAAGCCCGGCGAUGGGUUCUCGCAGAUCUCUGCAAAAAUCUCCUCAAUCAAAACCCAGACUCAGGCGUCAAGGUAAUCGAUCAUUUCCGCCACUCCAUGUUUUCCCUGCUUUCUAUGAUGUGUUUCGGAGAUAAACUUGAUGAAACCCUAAUUAACCAAAUUGAGGCGACGCAGAGAAGGGUCAUUCUCAGUUUUCGUAGAUUCUAUUUGCUCAAUUUCUGGCCUACAAUUGGGAGAAUUUUCUUCAGGAAUCUCUGGAAAGAGGCGAUUCAGGUAGCCCUAGAUCGCGAAAUCACUCUGAUCCCUUUGAUCAAAGCCAGAAUUGAGCCCAAAGAGCAGGGAAUCGACGAGGAAGACAAAGAUCGUGUCUUGGCUUAUGUAGAUACAUUGAAGAAUUUAGAAUUGCCAGAUGAGAAGAGGAAACUCAACUAUGGAGAAAUGGCUACCCUUUGUGGGGAAUUUCUCAAUGCCGGUACCGACACCACUUCCACUGCUUUGGAAUGGAUCAUGGCCAAUUUGGUGAAAAACCCUUCCAUUCAGGCCAAACUCUACGAAGAAAUCGCGGGUGUUCUUGGAACCUCACCCAAAGAAGAUGAAUUUGUGAAAGAGGAGAAUUUACAGGAAAUGCCGUAUUUGAAAGCAGUGAUCUUGGAAGGCUUGAGACGCCACCCUCCCGGACACUUUGUGCUUCCUCACUCAGUCACAGAGGAAGUUGAGUUCGAAGGGUAUUUCCUCCCCAAGAACGCGGUGAUCAACUUCAUGGUGGCGGACAUGGGGUGGGACCCGAAGGUGUGGGAGGACCCGAUGGAGUUUAAGCCGGAGAGGUUUCUUCCAGAAGGGGGAGGAGGGGAAGCGUUUGACAUAAGUGGGACCAGAGGAGUCAAGAUGAUGCCGUUCGGCGUUGGGAGGAGGAUUUGCCCUGGCCUGGCUUUGGCCAUGUUGCAUUUGGAGUACUUUGUGGCUAAUCUGGUUUGGUUCUUUGAGUGGAAGUGCAUCAAUGGCUGCGGCGUUGAUCUCACCGAAAAGCAAGAGUUCACUACUGUCAUGAAAACCCCUCUCCGGGCGCGUCUCUAUCCGCGAAACAACAAUAGAUAAACUCAUCUGAACUUGGCAUGUUCUGAUGCUAAAGGUUUAAUGUAACUCUUUGGUCUUUGGCUCCUCAGAGGUCUUUCUUAACUGUGUUCUUCAGCUCAUUAUGCUUUUGUUAUAAACUUGCUUACACUUUGUAUAAAACUGGCAAAAUACACAUGAAUGAAUAAUGUCUGUUUCC
Molecule: messenger RNA, 1816 nt
Organism: Cuscuta campestris
Lineage: Eukaryota; Viridiplantae; Streptophyta; Magnoliopsida; Solanales; Convolvulaceae
Source: the annotation of a GenBank genome assembly